GGGAAUCGAACCCAGGCCCUCUUUGCUGUGAGGUGACAGCGCUUUAUGGAAGCAACACAUAUCAUAAAGGUUGGGGCAGGUAGAACUUUACUCUGGACCAGAACCUUUUAUUUUUGCACUUAAGUGUUUGAGUUUUUUUUUUUACACAAGUAUGGACCAGAACUUUGACUUGUCUAAGUUUCUUGUGAGAACCUCAAUGUCACAAUACUAUAGUGACCAUGGAGCAGAACCCCGACUUGUGUAAGUUUCUUGUGAGAACCUCAAUAUCACAAUACUAUAGUGACCAUGGAGCAGAACCUCAAAUUGUGUAAGUUUCUUGUGAGAACCCUAAUGUCAGAACACUAUAGUGACUAUGAAGCAGAACCCUGACUUGUCUAAGUUUCUUGUGAGAACUUCAAUGUCACAAUACUAUAGUAACCAUGGAGCAGAACCCCGACUUGUGUAAGUUUCUUGUGAGAGAACCCUAAUGUCACAACACUAUAGAGACCAUGGAGCAGAACCCCGACUUGUCUAAGUUUCUUGUGAGAACCUCAAUGUCACAAUACUAUAGAGACCAUGGAGCGGAACCCCGACUUGUCUAAGUUUCUUGUGAGAACCUCAAUGUCACAAUACUAUAGAGACCAUGGAGCAGAACCCCGACUUGUCUAAGUUUCUUGUGAGAACCUCAAUGUCACAAUACUAUAGAGACCAUGGAGCAGAACCCCGACUUGUCUAAGUUUCUUGUGAGAACCUCAAUGUCACAAUACUAUAGAGACCAUGGAGCAGAACCCCGACUUGUCUAGGUUUCUUGUGAGAACCUCAAUGUCACAAUACUAUAGUGACCAUGGAGCAGAACCCCGACUUGUCUAAGUUUCUUGUGAGAACCUCAAUGUCACAAUACUAUAGUGACCAUGGAGCAGAACCCGACUUGUCUAAGUUUCUUGUGAGAACCUCAAUGUCACAAUACUAUAGUGACCAUGGAGCAGAACCCCGAAUUGUCUAAGUUUCUUGUGAGAACCUCAAUGUCACAAUACUAUAGUGACCAUGGAGCAGAACCCCGAAUUGUCUAAGUUUCUUGUGAGAACCUCAAUAUCACAAUACUAUAGUGACCAUGGAGCAGAACCCCGAAUUGUCUAAGUUUCUUGUGAGAACCUCAAUGUCACAAUGCUAUAGUGACCAUGGAGCAGAACCCCAACUUGUCUAAGUUUCUUGUGAGAACCUCAAUGUCACAAUACUAUAGAGACCAUGGAGCAGAACCCUGUCUUGUCUAAGUUUCUUGUGAGAACCCUAAUGUCACAAUACUAUAGUGACCAUGGAGCAGAACCCCGACUUGUCUAAGUUUCUUGUGAGAACCUCAAUGUCACAAUACUAUAGUGACCAUGGAGCAGAACCCCGACUUGUCUAAGUUUCUUGUGAGAACCUCAAUGUCACAAUACUAUAGAGACCAUGGAGCAGAACCCCGACUUGUCUAAGUUUCUUGUGAGAACCUCAAUGUCACAAUACUAUAGAGACCAUGGAGCAGAACCCCGACUUGUCUAAGUUUCUUGUGAGAACCUCAAUGUCACAAUACUAUAGUGACCAUGGAGCAGAACCCUGUCUUGUCUAAGUUUCUUGUGAGAACCUCAAUGUCACAAUACUAUAGUGACCAUGGAGCAGAACCCGACUUGUCUAAGUUUCUUGUGAGAACCUCAAUGUCACAAUACUAUAGUGACCAUGGAGCAGAACCCUGUCUUGUCUAAGUUUCUUGUGAGAACCCUAAUGUCACAAUACUAUAGUGACCAUGGAGCAGAACCCGACUUGUCUAAGUUUCUUGUGAGAACCUCAAUGUCACAAUACUAUAGUGACCAUGGAGCAGAACCCUGUCUUGUCUAAGUUUCUUGUGAGAACCCUAAUGUCACAAUACUAUAGUGACUACUUAAAUUAUUAUGUAACAUUUUUAUUUUGUUCUGUUUGUCUGUUCACUUCUUUGAAGUUUAUUUUGUUUGUUGGUUACUUUGCCCAGUUACUCAUAGCAGGGAUGCGUGUUGAAUAAUUUCAAUUAAAAAAAGAAAAGGGAAAAAAAAAAGCUCGAGUCCUCGUAGGUGUUACAGUGAGUGUGGUCUGCCAGCAGGGGGCGCCAGAGCCAGAGCUUUGCAUGGCGCAAGCGUGAAGGUAAUAAAGUGAGUCACGGUGAUCCGGGGAGGCAGCAGCGCACACCGACCUGAGGGGCUACUGCAUCUGGACGAAAAGGAGGGGAAGAAACACACCACCCCCCCCUACUGACAGUCCUGCAUUCAUCUCGCUCGUUCGGAUAUCACUGUUUUAUCCUCAGAUCCACCCUGAGGUGUCUGGAAAUUCCCUGCGCGGUCUGGAGGAGAAGGAGGAGGAAUAGUAAUGUGUUCGUGCUCGUGAUGCCAGUCAAGGUGAGCGAUGGAUGGAUGAGAGGAAAAGAUGCCGUCGACUGACACGAGGCGAGCGUCGAUAUCGACACCGAUCGGCACCUUUUCUUGAUUCUAAGGACUGGGGGGCUUUUUCUCUUCUCGCUCCGCCGAGCUAAACGAUGCUCCUCCUGCGCGUAGUAACGAAACGUCUCGCCAGCCAGUGAAAUAGACGUCCAUCCUCCCUCCCUCCCUCUCUCUCUCUCUCUCCCUCUCUCUCUCUCUCUCUCUCUCUCUCUCUCCGACGGCGGUGGGCUUGCUCGCUUUCCUCCAGGCGCGCUGAGUGAGAGACCCCCCCGGAUGGAUGGUCGGUGACCCGUCAGCCCGGGAUGGAGCCGUUCCUGCAGCUCGCUCCUCACUCCCUGGCCAUCGUGCUCUCCAGGCUGCCCGAGGUCUCUGCGGGCGUCAGCGAGAGCAGCGAGCCGCCGCGCCACCACACCGGCUACGAGAUCUUCGCCGACUUCAAGGCGCUCAACGCCAGCUACUUCUGGAACAAGAUGGUGGCCGACGCCAUCGCCGAGACCUUCUUCUUGGGCUGGAUAGACGAGCACGUGCUGCUCAUCCAGGGCGAGGAGGAGCACCUGGAGGCCCUGAGGGAGGCGUGGAUGCGGAGGUCCCUCAAACCGCCGCACGGCUUCGACAUCAAGUACCUCGGUGAUGUGUCUCCUAUCAGCAUGUCUCCUAUUAGUCAGUCCCAGUUCAUCCCACUGGGGGAGAUCCUGUGCCUGGCCAUCUCGGCUAUGAACUCUGCCCGAAAGACCGUCACACAGGAGACGCUCAUCGAGCAUCUGGCAACAUGCUUUCCAGGCGUGCCCACUCCAAGCCUAGAGAUCCUGCGCCACACCCUCAACAUGCUCGUACGGGAACGUAAGAUCUACCCAACUCCAGAGGGUUAUUUCAUCGUCACCCCGCAGACCUACUUCAUCACGCCCUCUCUCAUUCGCACCAAUAGCAAAUGGUACCACCUGGAUGAGAGGAUCCCGGCAGCCAUGCAACAGCCAUGUUCCUCUCCCCCCUCUGGCACUGUCACACCUUCCGCUUCAGGCUGCGUUAGGGAGCGGUCCCACCACAAGAACCACGCCGAGCCUUACAGCGACAGCUACCGAGAGGACCUGCCCAGCACGCAUACCUCCACGUUACAGAGGAGGUCCAAGGAACACAAGGAGGUGCAAUACCCAGUCUCUCCGCCUCCUCAGCAACCCUCGGAGAAGAGCAAAAGCGCCCUGAGCUUUGCCUUCAAGACAGAUGGCAGCAGCAAGCAAAAGGAUGGAAGCAGUAGUACCGGAGGUAGUGAGAAGCAGUCAAAGAAGUUUGGCCUGAAACUCUUUAGGCUGAGCUUCAAAAAGGACAAGACGAAGCAACUGGCCACCUUUUCAGCUCAAUUUCCACCUGAGGAGUGGCCUCUGCGAGACGAGGAGACGCCCAGCGUCGUUCCACGGGAUGUGGAGAUGGAGAUCAUCCGGCGUAUCAACCCUGACCUAACGGUAGAAAACCUGGCACGGCACACGGCUGUCAUGAAGCGACUAGAGGAGGAGAAGGCCCAGAGGAACAAAGCCAGCUCAUCAGCUCAACAGAGCGCCCGAGGCAAACGUGGUCGUGGCCACCGAAAGGCUCAGCAGGGCAAGCAGUCACGCAGUCACAGCAAGACACGAGCAUCCAGGGGGGACCCUUCUGAGGGUUCCAACUUGGAUAUAUCCUAUGAACGGGACUACAAGUUCUAUAGCUCUUCUCUAGUGAGGUCACCAAGGGAAACUAUGAUGUCAAUGGAGCGGAACAGGGGGAAGUACAUGGUGCACAGCAACCCAAACAUUGUGGAGUCACAUUUCACUACAGCACCUGAGUGGGACGUAUCGGGGGAACUGGCAAAGAGGAGGACGGAGAUGCCCUUUCCGGAGCCAUCCCGGGCACAGUCACACUCAAAAGUCCACCGCAGCCACAGCCACACCCAAGAAAGGAAGUCACGGAAUGAGAGGUCAGACAAGGCCAAAGAGAGGUCACGUUCUAUGGACAACUCCAAGGGGCCCUUAGGAGGCCCAUUUUUAGGCAACCCUGAGGAAUUUGAGUGCAGUCCAGAUGACAGAAGUCGGUAUUACACCGACGACGGAACUUUGAGGGCAUCUGCCCAGAAGAGCCACUACUCGCGUACUAUGCUCUCUGCUGCUAGGUUGAAUUCUGAUGUUUGCGUGCCUGAUGUUGGAAGGGGGACCCCUGAGGAUGUCAUGCACUGUAGACCACUGGAGAAGAGCAAAAGCAAAGACAGCUUACCAGCUUAUGGUGACCCUAAGUCCUGCUCUCCAAAAAUGCCUAUGGACGACUAUUUCCAGCGCAAUGCGUCGAACGAGGCCUCUUUUGCAGCUCCCUCCCCUCUCACGAAAUCCAGUCAUGAUUUCACAGACAGCGUCUGGAAGGGGAUUCCCUCAGAGCGGCCGACUCCGCUUUUGACCUCACCCCAUCCCACGGAAUACAAGGAUGAUUCCAUAAUGGGACAGAAUAGAAUAACGUUAUCGGUGCCUAACCAGACACCAGAGCCUUUGCCCAAUGGACGCUUGAUGCACCAACUUAAUCCCGACUCAGGUGACUUGGACAAAAUGGCAGAAGUUUACGGCCAGGAGACUUUGUUUAAAACUCCAGACUUUGUGGAGAGCAGUUUUUCCAGGCCGGGUACGAUGCGCAAAUCUCCACACACCAAGUCAGCAGAGGUGCUGGAGAGCCAGGAACACUUUGAUGAGCCUCUCCCACUAUCCUCCAUGCCGUCAUCCUCGGGUCAGGAGCAGGCAUCUUGUGCUGAAACCACCUUUGACUACUACAACGUGUCCGACGAUGACUCAGAAGGGACCAGCCAUAAGAACAAGGUAGAGGAGAAAGUUCUGGAAGGCGGUGGAACAAUGCAGUGGCUGCUGGAGCGGGAAAAGGAGCGUGACCUCCAGCGCAAGUUUGAAAAGAACCUCACUUUCCUUAGCCCCAAAGAGGGCGAGAGCAACAACAGCCAGAAGUCGGCCCACUCCACACGCCUGGACAGCAUGGACUCCAGCAGUGUGACUGUGGACAGUGGAUUUAAUUCCCCACGCACUCGGGAGAGCCUCGCCUCGAACACCUCAAGUAACGUAGAGAACAGCCGGCGGCAGAACAUGGCUCUCAGUCCUGGUCACAUUGGCACCAAGAGGCCGCCGCCACCCUACCAGCCGCCCAGCUUCCGCUCCAUCCCUGAGCCGCCCACCGCCCGCCCCGAGAAACAGGCCUCCAUCACCAGCGUGUAGGGAGCAGAGGGAGAGGAGAAGGCCUUCUCUUAAAGCGAUAGUUUAGCGAAAAAUCUAUUUCGUACAACUUUCUCCUUACCUUAAAAUCAGCCGAUUAGCAGUGACGUGUUUGCCACAAUAAUUUGCAUUUUGUCUUUAGUUUGCUUCUUUAGUUUUACACCAGAGCUAUGAAGCUAAUAUAGGUAGAUGAUGAAAGCUUAUCGCCACCAAUUAGCAUUGUGACUUACAGACACUGUAUGACAGACAGGUGUCUAUAAAAUGGAAAAAUUUAGGCUUCACAAUGGCUACUGUUUUUUUUUUAGCUAUGUGACAUUUUUGUCCACAUACUUUUGGCCAAAUGCCAUAUGCAAGUCUAUUUGACUUAACAAAGAAUGCGCUAUGUGUUGAUUUAGACCACAUGUAUCAGGCUUUAGUCCUCAUGGGCCAAAGCACUGCAGACUUCAGCUCACUACCUCAUUAAACAAACCUGAUUUAGUUCAUUAGCUAAGGCCUCCAUGAACUGAAAUCAGAGCGUUAGAUGAGUGUAAACGCUGAUCUCCGCAGCACUUUGGCAUAGAAGAUCCCCAGUUUGACAUGCCUGAUUUAGACAAUGCUAACUGGUAGCUGUAAACAUGAGUAUUAAAGAUAGGCCUUCAAUAAAUGAAACUCAGUCAAAACAUGACGGCAAAAACUCACUGGGAUCCUAGCAGUUUGUUGGUGCGAAGCUAAGAGUGAUGCACAAGGAGCAUUUUCUGAAUGUUGUAGAUUAAACACAGACAUUUGAAGGUUAUAAAAUACAUUGCAUGUUUUACUUGAGGCUUGUGACAGACAUAUUAUUUAUACUGUAUCCUGUAUCACAGUGAUUCUUCCAGUAGAGAGGCUUGGCA
Messenger RNA from Pygocentrus nattereri (red-bellied piranha), 6519 nucleotides. RefSeq names its product storkhead box 2b (gene stox2b). Gene Ontology annotation, cellular component: cytoplasm; nucleus. The record is from RefSeq and is a predicted model, not a curated record. Gene Ontology annotation, biological process: positive regulation of transcription by RNA polymerase II. The transcript has 4 exons. NCBI's taxonomy places the organism in Eukaryota, Metazoa, Chordata, Actinopteri, Characiformes, Serrasalmidae. Bases 2726 to 5653 code for a protein of 975 amino acids. Gene Ontology annotation, molecular function: RNA polymerase II transcription regulatory region sequence-specific DNA binding; DNA-binding transcription activator activity, RNA polymerase II-specific.